AUGAAAAAAACAACUGUAAAAGCUAAAGGAGAUAAGGGUGAUUUUUCAUCAUUUGUAAACAAACGACUAAGAAUAGUCCUCGCUUUAAAAGAGGAAAGAGCGAUUGAGUAUACAAUUAGAGGAAGCAAAGAUCAACUCUUAAGCAUUGACUAAACAUGCUUGUUAGGAAAAGGAAAAAAGAAGAAAAAGAUGACUUAGAUUAUCAGAAAUAUCAUUACUAGACCUGAUAAUCCCAGUUAUAUUGAGAUCUAGGAAAACAAUGAUGUUGUGUAAACAACAAUAGAAGAGUUUACAGGAACUAAUUGA
Molecule: messenger RNA, 306 nt
Organism: Stylonychia lemnae
Lineage: Eukaryota; Ciliophora; Spirotrichea; Sporadotrichida; Oxytrichidae
Source: the annotation of a GenBank genome assembly